CGCCUGAGGGGACGCGCCUGCGCACUGGAUGCGAACUUGCUCUAAUCGCUGUAGUCGGGGCUCGGGACCGGCUGCCAUCUUAGUGGAGGGACCGAGGAGUCGUCGCCGCCCCGAGUCCCGGUAACAUGCAUUUCACAGUGGCCUUCUGGAAACAACGCCUUAACCCAAAAAAGUGACUCAGCCAGUGAGAACUUCAGCAAAUUUGAGGUAGCCUGCACUACCUGAGACCUCAUCUCAAAAAAAUACACACAAAUAUACACCAAAAGAAGAAAAGCAAAGAAUGAAAGAACGGAAAAGAAAGUGGUUCCUGAGGAUUAGUGCCUCAUAACCUGGAGACCGUCAUUACCAUGUGUGUUGGCAUACUCUUUCAUGCUUUGUCCUCAAUGUUUGCUGUCUUAUUGAUGGUUUGUCUGACAGUGGAUCACAGUUUCAUUCAGUGGGUAGCUUGAUCAUGAAAUCACAACUUCAGAUCACUGUCAUCUCAGCCAAACUUAAGGAAAAUAAGAAGAAUUGGUUUGGACCAAGUCCUUAUGUAGAAGUCACAGUAGAUGGGCAGUCAAAGAAGACAGAAAAAUGCAACAAUACAAACAGUCCCAAGUGGAAGCAACCACUUACAGUUAUCGUUACCCCUACAAGUAAAUUACAUUUUCGUGUGUGGAGUCACCAGACCCUGAAAUCUGAUGUUUUGUUGGGAACUGCUGCAUUAGAUAUUUAUGAAACAUUGAAGUCAAACAAUAUGAAACUUGAAGAAGUAGUUAUGACUUUGCAGCUUCUAGGUGACAAAGAGCCAACAGAGACAAUGGGAGAUUUGUCAGUUUGUCUUGAUGGGCUACAAGUAGAAGCUGAAGUUGUUACUAAUGGUGAAACUUCAUGCUCAGAAGGUCCUUCACAGAAUGAUGAUGGUUGUAGACCCAAAGAUGAAACAAGAGUGAGCACAAAUGGAUCAGAUGACCCUGAGGCUGCAGUGUCGGGGGAUAACAAGAGGACAAAUGGGAACAAUUCUCCAUCCCUUUCAAAUGGUGGUUUUAAGCCUUCUAGACCUCCGAGACCUUCGAGACCACCUCCGCCCACCCCACGAAGACCAGCAUCUGUCAAUGGUUCACCAUCUACCAGUUCUGAAAGUGACGGUUCUAGUACAGGCUCUUUGCCACCAACAAAUACAAAUGUAAAUACAAACACAAGUACAUCUGAAGGAGCAACAUCUGGGUUAAUAAUUCCUCUUACUAUAUCUGGAGGCUCAGGCCCAAGGCCACUGAAUACUGUAAGUCAAGCUCCCCUACCACCUGGGUGGGAGCAGAGAGUAGACCAGCAUGGGCGUGUUUACUAUGUAGACCAUGUUGAAAAGCGAACAACAUGGGAUAGACCAGAACCUCUACCUCCUGGGUGGGAACGGCGUGUGGAUAAUAUGGGACGUAUUUAUUAUGUUGACCAUUUCACAAGAACAACAACAUGGCAGAGGCCAACAGUGGAAUCUGUCCGGAACUAUGAACAAUGGCAGCUACAACGUAGUCAGCUUCAGGGAGCAAUGCAGCAGUUUAAUCAGAGAUUCAUCUAUGGGAAUCAAGAUUUGUUUGCUACAUCACAAAAUAAAGAAUUUGAUCCCCUUGGUCCUCUGCCCCCUGGAUGGGAGAAGAGAACUGAUAGCAAUGGCAGAGUGUAUUUUGUCAACCACAACACUCGAAUUACACAGUGGGAAGACCCCAGAAGCCAAGGUCAGUUAAAUGAAAAGCCCUUACCUGAAGGCUGGGAAAUGAGAUUCACAGUGGAUGGAAUUCCAUAUUUUGUGGACCACAAUAAAAGAACAACCACCUACAUAGAUCCACGUACAGGAAAAUCUGCCCUAGACAAUGGACCCCAGAUAGCAUAUGUUCGGGACUUCAAGGCAAAGGUUCAAUAUUUCCGGUUCUGGUGUCAGCAACUGGCCAUGCCACAGCAUAUAAAGAUCACGGUGACAAGAAAAACAUUGUUUGAGGAUUCCUUUCAACAGAUAAUGAGCUUCAGCCCGCAAGAUCUGAGAAGACGUUUGUGGGUGAUUUUCCCGGGAGAAGAAGGUUUAGAUUAUGGAGGUGUAGCAAGAGAAUGGUUCUUUCUUUUGUCACAUGAGGUGUUGAACCCAAUGUAUUGCCUGUUUGAAUACGCAGGGAAGGAUAACUACUGUCUGCAGAUAAAUCCCGCUUCCUACAUCAAUCCAGACCACCUGAAAUAUUUCCGCUUUAUCGGCAGAUUUAUUGCCAUGGCUCUAUUCCAUGGGAAAUUCAUAGAUACUGGGUUUUCUUUGCCUUUCUAUAAACGCAUUUUGAACAAACCAGUUGGACUUAAGGAUUUAGAAUCUAUUGAUCCAGAAUUUUACAAUUCUCUCAUCUGGGUUAAAGAAAACAAUAUUGAAGAAUGUGGUUUGGAAAUGUACUUCUCUGUUGAUAAAGAAAUUCUAGGCGAAAUUAAGAGUCAUGAUUUGAAACCCAAUGGAGGCAAUAUUCUUGUGACAGAAGAAAAUAAGGAGGAAUACAUCAGGAUGGUAGCUGAGUGGAGAUUGUCUCGAGGUGUUGAAGAACAGACGCAAGCUUUCUUUGAGGGCUUUAAUGAAAUUCUUCCCCAGCAAUAUUUACAAUAUUUUGAUGCAAAAGAAUUAGAGGUCCUUUUGUGUGGAAUGCAAGAGAUCGAUUUGAAUGAUUGGCAGAGACAUGCCAUCUAUCGCCACUACACAAGGACGAGCAAACAGAUCAUGUGGUUUUGGCAGUUUGUUAAAGAAAUUGAUAACGAGAAGAGGAUGAGACUUCUGCAGUUUGUUACUGGAACCUGCCGCCUGCCAGUGGGAGGAUUUGCUGACCUCAUGGGGAGUAAUGGACCACAGAAGUUCUGCAUCGAGAAAGUUGGGAAAGAAAAUUGGUUACCCAGAAGCCAUACUUGUUUUAACCGUCUGGAUCUCCCACCCUACAAGAGCUAUGAGCAACUGAAGGAAAAGCUGUUGUUUGCCAUUGAAGAAACAGAAGGAUUUGGACAAGAGUAACUGUGGAGACCUUAGGCCACCAGAGGACAGGGGCUCAUCUGCAGUGCCUGUCCCUUCCUUCUGCCUGUUGCACAUCUUAUUAUAAACUUGGACUGUGACUAGAGAGUUAUCUGAGUGUAAGUAGAUUAAUAUUGUUGUUGGGAUUUACCUUCCAGUGAUUCUGGAUUUCUCCUCAGCAUUUCCAGAAAGCAGAUCUACAGACAGUAAUCAAAAACUUACUUAACAAGAGAUUUAACACAA
Arvicola amphibius (Eurasian water vole) is the source of this 3247-nucleotide messenger RNA. It is a transcript of the gene Itch, whose product is annotated as itchy E3 ubiquitin protein ligase. The record is from RefSeq and is a predicted model, not a curated record. The coding region runs from base 452 to 3007 and encodes 851 amino acids. The transcript has 26 exons. Gene Ontology annotation, molecular function: ubiquitin protein ligase activity; protein binding. Gene Ontology annotation, biological process: protein K48-linked ubiquitination; protein K29-linked ubiquitination; ubiquitin-dependent protein catabolic process. Lineage: Eukaryota; Metazoa; Chordata; Mammalia; Rodentia; Cricetidae.